Molecule: messenger RNA, 952 nt
Organism: Symbiodinium sp. CCMP2592
Lineage: Eukaryota; Dinophyceae; Suessiales; Symbiodiniaceae
Source: the annotation of a GenBank genome assembly
GAUCGUGCUCGAGCUUUGGAGCACAGCCAUUGGUGGCGCAAAUGCGAGCCACCUGCGAAUCGUCCGGACGAUGAGGAUCGCCAGGGCUCUGCGGGGCAUCCGCGUGAUGAGGCUUUUCAGGUAUGUCAGCGCCCUGCGCACCUUGAUGCUCUCCAUCAUCUCCACCGCCGGGUCUCUGUUCUGGACCCUCUUGCUGCUGAUCUUGCUUUUCUACAGCUUCGCCGUGAUCUUGACGCAGACGGUCAGCGACUACUGCCGAGAUCAGCAGGUGAAGGCCACAGGGAAUCCCAAUGCUCUGCCAUUCUGCAUCGACCCGGCGCUCCUGCAAUUCUGGCCGAGUGUGCUGGAGAGUAUGCUUACACUCUUCCUGUCCAUCUCUGGCGGAAUCGACUGGCAGCAAGCAAUGGAACCUCUGCGCGAGGUUUCCCCCGCAGCGGUCAUUAUGAUGAUCCUGUUCAUCGUAGUGACUGUCUUUGCGGUUUUGAACGUCGUUACCGGUGUGUUCUGCACCACAGCCAUCGAGAGCGCCCAGUCGGACAAGGAUAUCGCUAUCAUGAAGCAGAUGCACAAGCAGAGAUCCUUGGUGGAAGCCUUGAAGAUGACCUUCUCCGAGAUCGACCACGACAAUUCGAAUCGGGUGUCCCUGGACGAGCUCAAACAGGCACUGACUGCCAAGAAGCUGGUGCAUUUCAUGGAGUCUUUGGGAAUCUCCACCCAGGACGUGAUGACUCUCUUCUUGAUCAUCGACCACGAUGAAUCUGGCUGGAUUGAUCUGGACGAGUUUGUCUCCGGAUGUAUGCAGCUACACGGUCCUGCCAAGAGCUUGCAAAUGGCGCAGGUCUUCCAUGAGCUCCAUCUGCAGAGGAAUGGCAUCCAGUCCGUGGCAGACAGCGUUGCCGAUCUGCAGCAGGGGCUGGCUGUCAAGGUUCCUGAAAAAGCCGCCACGUCAUAG